Hyaloscypha bicolor E is the source of this 1629-nucleotide messenger RNA. RefSeq lists its product as uncharacterized. Gene Ontology annotation, cellular component: mitotic spindle; MWP complex; microtubule organizing center. The coding region runs from base 1 to 1629 and encodes 542 amino acids. NCBI's taxonomy places the organism in Eukaryota, Fungi, Ascomycota, Leotiomycetes, Helotiales, Hyaloscyphaceae. The record is from RefSeq and is a predicted model, not a curated record. Gene Ontology annotation, biological process: microtubule anchoring at mitotic spindle pole body; mitotic sister chromatid segregation; protein localization to mitotic spindle pole body. The transcript is spliced from 3 exons. Gene Ontology annotation, molecular function: protein binding.
AUGCGGUUCUCACGGUCGUUGAAGUCAUCCACUCAAUCACUCCCCAGCCCCGAUGGCGCAUUUAUCGCAACUGUUCUCCCCUCCAAACUCAGUAUCCGCGCAACGCGAUCCCUCGAAAUCACACGCGUUAUAUCCCUCCCACCCGAAUUGGCAUCCUCUAUUUCCUGGUUUUUAUGGUCUGAAUCCUCGAAUCGAAUACUAGUCGGCUCCUCAGACAAUAUCCGCGUGUUCUCAACACAGAAUCCUAAUUUCUCUGCCAACAUAAAUCAUCCGACUUCAGGAACAACAAAAGCUACCUUUGUAUGCUUUGGAGCGAAUGAUGAUGAGAUUCUUGUGUUCUCCGACUUUGGAUUAAAACUGUCAGUUUUCAAUUUUUCUACGCAGAGGUCCGUCGAUAUCAACUCGCCGAAGUUCUAUAAUGCUGGUGUUGCAGCGAAAGGGUUCUCAUACCGGCCGGUGACCUCCAAUUUGGCCCUUCUAACAAGAAGUGGCGGCAAAGAUGUUGUUAGUAUCCAUGCAAAGGACACACUGGAUGUGACGAGAUCAUGGUGGCCAGAUACAAUUGAUGCGCAUGGAAUUUGCUGGAGCGCGGAUGGGAGGUGGCUCGUUGUUUGGGAAUCGUCCUCGCAAGGACAUAAGAUCUUGGUUUAUACUGCCGACGGCCACCUGUUUAAGACCUGGAAUGGCCCAGUACCAAUAUCGGAAGAAGACUCAGACAUUGCAUUGGGCGCUGGUAUCAAGGUGUUUGAUUGGAGCCGAAAUGGCGCCUUUGUUGCUGUAGGAGAUUACAGCAGGAGGGUGACAAUUCUCUCUGCUCCAUCAUUCACGGAAACCACAAGUUUGUUCCAUACCACGACCGUGAAGCCCGCCGAAUCACUCCAGAUAUGGCAGGAGCAGAUUGUCCCUUCGCCGAACGGAGGAUUCUCUCGAGAAUUCGUGGCAGCAACGCAAGCAAUUUGCCCGCCAACGUCAGGAUCAUCCCCACCUACGAAUGCGGAACCGAAAACAGGAACAAACUUCACGUCCUUCGACACCUCCGGCUCCCUACUAGCCACAAGAAUGGAGAACAUGCCUACCACAAUAUGGAUCUGGGAUUUAGGAACUCGGGUUUUGCGGGCAGUCAUGAUCCUCCAUGCCCCAAUUGCGAAGGCCACUUGGCACCCCACAAUUGACGAGCUCCUUAUGAUAAGAUGCGAAGGGGAGGAGUCUCGAGGACUGGUCCACCUGUGGGAUCCAAGCUGGAGCACACCAAAGAUAGUCGAUUUCGCUGCGCAAAUACCAGGUGGGAAAGUGAUUGGAAAGACUAUUGGACGCUGGCUCAAUGCUCAGUCUGGCAGUCCUGCGAUAUUCUUCAGCGACUCCCAAGACUGUAUCUUGGCAUCCAUUCCUGGGAGUGAGGAUGAAGAAGCCCCGUGGCAGGAUGCUGAAGUCAGAGGUUUCGAUAUAUAUGGGCAACAAGAAGAAUCGCCUCUGAACCUCGUCCCAGCAGAUGGGAAACGGAUAUAUUCGCGAGUAUCAGAAUUGAUGGAUGAUGGAUUGACUGGUAUGAGUGGAGGUACAGAUGAAGUGGAGGAUACGUUUCGAUUCCGAAAGUUUAUUGAGCCCGAUCCGUGGUCAAGCUCGACCUGA